This is a messenger RNA of Lottia gigantea (owl limpet), 1368 nucleotides long. RefSeq lists its product as hypothetical. The record is from RefSeq and is a predicted model, not a curated record. The transcript is spliced from 3 exons. Bases 1 to 1368 code for a protein of 455 amino acids. Lineage: Eukaryota; Metazoa; Mollusca; Gastropoda; Lottiidae.
AUGGAUAUGCCUGUUGGAUUUAUUGGUUUAAUCGAAGAGGUUGAACAUUCUCAAGUCUCAGCAUUUUGUAGUGAUUUCCAUUUGGAUGUUCUUGAUACUGUUGAAUUCGGUGGUUUUUUGUUCAUUGCCUUUUUUGAUUUAUCUGAAAUGCUGGAUUGUUACAUAUUUUGCCGCCUGAACGGAUUUAUUUGCCACAUGUUCAUUGGUUGUUCUUCAGCCUUACUUUGUGGAUCAAAUGAGAAACUGAAAAGAAAAAAAUGUUUGUUAAAGAAGUUUGAAACAGAUCUUUCAAAAGCAUUAUUAGAAUAUAGUGAUACAAGAAUCAUAGAGGAUAAAAGUUUUCCCGGCAUUAAAAAGGAAGAUGUUAAUCCAGGUUGUAGUUCUAUACAAAAUGAUAUUUCUAUUACAAGCCAUUUAGAGGAUAACAUUGGAGAUGAUGUUUGUAAGAAGGAUAAUAUUGAAGAUGAUGAUUGUAUGAAGGAUAACAUUGAAGAUGAUUGUAAGAAGGAUAACAUUGAAGAUGAUGUUUGUAAGAAGGAUAAUAUUGAAGAUGAUGAUUGUAUGAAGGAUAACAUUGAAGAUGAUGAUUGUAUAAAGGAUAACAUUGAAGAUGAUGAUUGUAUAAAGGAUAACAUUGGAGAUGAUGUUUGUAAGAAGGAUGAUAUUGAAGAUGAUGAUUGUAUGAAGGAUAACAUUGAAGAUGAUGAUUGUAUAAAGGAUAACAUUGAAGAUGAUGAUUGUAUAAAGGAUAACAUUGGAGAUGAUGUUUGUAAGAAGGAUAAUAUUGAAGAUGAUGAUUGUAUGAAGGAUAACAUUGUGAAGAUGAUGAUUGAUAACAUUGAAGAUGAUGAUUGUAAGAAGGAUAACAUUGAUGAUGAUGUUUGUAAGAAGGAUAACAUUGGAGAUGAUGAUUGUAAGAAAGAUAACAUUGAUGAUGAUGAUUGUAAGAAGGAUAACAUUGAAGAUGAUGAUUGUAAGAAGGAUAACAUUGAAGAUGAUGAUUGUAAGAAGGAUAACAUUAAAGAUGAUGAUUGUAAGAAGGAUAACAUUGAUGAUGAUGAUUGUAAGAAGGAUAACACUAAAGAUGAUGAUUGUAAGAAGGACAACAUUAAAGAUGAUGAUUGUAAGAAGGAUAACAUUAAAGAUGAUGAUUGUAAGAAGGAUAACAUUGAUGAUGAUGAUUGUAAGAAGGAUAACAUUAAAGAUGAUGAUUGUAAGAAGGAUAACAUUAAAGAUGAUGUUUGUAAGAAGGAUAACAUUAAAGAAGAUGAUUGUAUGAAGGAUAAAAUCGAAGAUGAUGUUUGUAAGAAGGAUAACAUUGAAGAUGAUGAAUGUAUGAAGGAUAACACUUUGCCUGGCAUUCAUUAA